Molecule: messenger RNA, 769 nt
Organism: Bombina bombina (fire-bellied toad)
Lineage: Eukaryota; Metazoa; Chordata; Amphibia; Anura; Bombinatoridae
Gene: PLA2G1B
Product: phospholipase A2 group IB
Biological process (GO): phospholipid metabolic process; lipid catabolic process; arachidonate secretion
Molecular function (GO): calcium ion binding; phospholipid binding
Source: RefSeq, a predicted model, not a curated record
AUGAAGCUGCAAAGCAGUUACGGCCUGGCUUCUGUAUUGUGGGAGACUUAUCGGAGCGGCAGGUCUCGGUUUUUGCUGAUUGCUGGAGUCCUAUUGUGGGAUCCUGGAGGAGGCCGUUCAUGUUUGACUAUGGAAGCAUCUCCAGCCCAUGACUAUGAUUUCUCCCCUCUCAAACUAUUUGACGCCUGCACAUUAUCUUAUAUUCCUGCAAAGAGUUUAUUUACUUAUCUGAAUUUACUCAUUUUGUAUUUCCUUCUCACAGUUGCCUUUGCUAGUGCCUCUCCUCACAGUCGGGCACUCUGGCAGUUCAACAAUUUGAUCAAAUGCACCAUUCCCACCAGUGAACCCCUCCGAGAUUAUAACAACUAUGGAUGCUAUUGUGGAUUGGGUGGCAGCGGAACCCCUAAGGAUGCUCUGGACAGAUGUUGUCAGGUGCAUGAUAACUGCUACUCACAAGCCUUGAAACACUCCAGCUGUAACAGCCUUCUUGAUAACCCAUAUACCAAUGAAUAUCAAUACACUUGCUCCGGAACCUCAAUCACAUGCACAUCUUACAGCAACGCAUGUGACCAGUUCAUCUGCCAAUGUGACCGAUCUGCCGCCAUAUGCUUCGCCGGGGCUGGGUAUAACCAGGCCUACAAAAAUCUUGACAAAAGUAAAUACUGCUAAUUUGUCAGUACUGAUGACCUUAGAGCUCCAUAUACUUUUUCUAUGUUUAAUAACAUGUAUUAUGAAUACCAGAACUGAAUAAACUUUGAUAACAGCUCCA